Drosophila eugracilis is the source of this 3843-nucleotide messenger RNA. RefSeq names its product transcription initiation factor TFIID subunit 2 (gene Taf2). Lineage: Eukaryota; Metazoa; Arthropoda; Insecta; Diptera; Drosophilidae. Gene Ontology annotation, cellular component: transcription factor TFIID complex. The record is from RefSeq and is a predicted model, not a curated record. The transcript has 6 exons. Gene Ontology annotation, molecular function: zinc ion binding; metallopeptidase activity; chromatin binding. Bases 86 to 3757 code for a protein of 1223 amino acids. Gene Ontology annotation, biological process: transcription initiation at RNA polymerase II promoter.
GAAGAAGAAGUUAAACAGUGCUCUUGUUUUUCGAUUGCAAAUGCAUAUUUAGAAAAAAAUCUGGAGAACAACCGGCAAUUAAGCGAUGGAAACACAACCUGAGGUGCCCGAGGUGCCGCUGCGUCCAUUUAAAUUGGCGCAUCAGGUUGUGAGUCUCACAGGCAUCAGUUUCGAGCGGAAGAGCAUAAUCGGCGUGGUUGAGCUAACCAUUGUUCCGAACAGCGAGAACCUUCGCCUCAUCCGCCUAAAUGCCAAGCAGCUCCAGAUCUACAGUGUCGUUCUAAAUGAUGUCUGCCAGGCGACAUUUUUGUACUUCGAUCCCUUCAGGGACAUUAUGCACAAGGAUCCUAAAAGCCGCGUAUUGGAGGUCUACUCGAAAUUCCAUCUGGACGCGGCUCAAAUCACUGAUCCUGAUGUAAAUAAUGGAGAGCUGUUGAUAGAGGUUCCGCCUGAGGGGUACUCGAUGAUCCAGGAGGGGCAAGGUCUUCGUAUCCGUAUCGAAUUCUCCCUGGAGAAUCCUAAGGGCGGUGUCCAUUUCGUCAUACCACCUACAUCAACAGAAGACGAAAAUCAGAUUAACUGCUCACAUAUGUUCACCAACUGCUAUGAGAAUUCCACUCGUUUAUGGUUUCCUUGUGUGGACAGCUUCGCAGAUCCGUGCACCUGGCGGUUGGAGUUCACUGUGGACAAAAACCUGACGGCAGUAUCUUGCGGUGAACUUGUGGAAGUUAUUAUGACGCCCGAUCUGCGAAAGAAAACUUUUCACUAUUCGGUAACCACUCCCGUAUGUGCGCCAAAUAUUGCUCUGGCUGUCGGUCAGUUCGAGAUCUACGUAGACCCGCACAUGCACGAGGUUACCCAUUUUUGUCUGCCCGGAAUGCUGCCUCUGCUUAAGAACACGGUUCGCUACCUGCACGAGGCCUUUGAAUUCUUCGAGGAGACUCUAUCUACGCGCUAUCCAUUUUCGUGCUACAAACAGGUGUUUGUAGAUGAACUUGAUACGGACAUAAGUGCCUAUGCUACAAUGAGCAUUGCCUCGGUGAACCUAUUGCAUUCCAUAGCAAUCAUCGAUCAGACCUAUGUAUCCCGAACCUUUAUGUCACGGGCUGUGGCAGAGCAAUUCUUUGGGUGCUUCAUAACAUCACAUCAUUGGUCGGACACCUGGCUGGCCAAGGGAAUUGCCGAGUACCUGUGUGGACUGUAUUCGAGAAAGUGUUUCGGCAACAACGAGUACCGCGCUUGGGUGCAAUCAGAACUGGCGCGGGUGGUACGCUAUGAGGAGCAGUAUGGCGGUAUUAUCCUCGAUUGCAGUCAGCCUCCAGCUCCGUUACCUGUUUCAAGUACAAAUCCAUCGGCUGCUGCCAGCAAACAGCAGGAAAUUGUGCACUAUUUUCCUAUUAAGAGUUUACACACCGUUUCGCCCAAGUAUGUGGAGGCGAUGAGAAGGAAGGCCCAUUUGGUUAUUAGAAUGCUGGAACAUCGCAUCGGCCAGGAACUGCUCAUUCAGGUGUUCAACAAGCAGUUGGCUUUGGCCACUAAUGCGGCAACUACAAAGAUUGGUGCUGGACUCUGGUCUCAACUGCUCAUCUCGACCAACAUUUUUAUUAAGGCCAUCUUUACGGUAACGGGCAAGGAUAUGUCCGUUUUCAUGGAUCAGUGGGUGCGGACUGGAGGUCAUGCAAAGUUCUCACUCACCUCUGUGUUUAAUCGCAAGCGGAACACCAUUGAACUGGAGAUCCGCCAGGACUUUGUUAACCAACGAGGAGUUAGGAAGUACAACGGCCCUUUGCUAGUUCAGCUACAGGAGUUGGAUGGUACUUUCAAGCACACACUGCAGAUUGAGAACACCUUGGUGAAGGCGGAUAUUACCUGCCACUCAAAGAGCAGGCGUAACAAAAAGAAAAAGAUUCCUUUGUGCACAGGCGAGGAGGUGGAUAUGGAUUUAACAGCCAUGGAUGACUCACCUGUGCUUUGGAUCCGUCUUGACCCGGAGAUGAUUCUGCUGCGAGACCUGAUUAUCGAGCAACCCGACUUCCAGUGGCAGUAUCAGCUUCGGCAUGAGCGCGAUGUUACCGCCCAAUUCCAGGCCAUUCAAGCCCUGCAAAAAUACCCAACAAAUGCCACAAGGCUGGCUUUGACCGACACUAUAGAGAGCGAACGUUGUUUCUACCAAGUGCGCUGCGAGGCGGCGCACAGUCUGACCAAAGUAGCCAACCAGAUGGUGGCCUCCUGGAGCGGCCCACCCGCAAUGCUAAACAUAUUCAGGAAGUUUUUUGGAUCAUUUAGUGCUCCGCACAUCAUCAAGCUGAACAACUUCUCAAAUUUCCAGCUGUACUAUCUGCAGAAGGCAAUUCCCGUGGCAAUGGCGGGAUUGCGCACAUCCCACGGUAUCUGCCCGCCGGAAGUGAUGCGUUUCCUCUUCGAUCUCUUUAAGUACAAUGAAAAUUCGCGUAACCAUUACACGGAUGCCUACUACAGAGCGGCUUUGGUGGAAGCACUAGGCGAAACACUAACACCUGUGGUUUCGGUGGCUAUACAUGGAACACAAAUUACCACGGACAGUCUAUCAACAGAUGCAAAACUGGUGUUAGAUGAAGUGACUCGCCUUCUUAACAUGGAGAAGCACCUCCCUUCGUACAAGUACAUGGUGUCCGUGUCCUGCCUAAAGGUUAUCCGAAAGCUGCAGAAAUUUGGUCACCUGCCCUCACUGCCACACAUUUACCGCAGCUAUGCGGAGUAUGGAAUAUAUUUGGAUCUCCGUAUUGCAGCUAUGGAAUGCUUGGUAGACUUUGUAAAAGUAGAUGGUCGAAGUGAGGAUCUGGAGCAUUUGAUCACGCUGCUGGAAACCGAUCCCGAUCCUGCUGCCCGCCAUGCGUUGGCUCAAUUGUUGAUCAACAAUACGCCCUUUACUCGCGAAUCUCGCAGUCGUCUGGAUAAACCCAAUCUAGUGGAUCGUCUGUGGCUUAGUAUCAACACGCUGGCAAAUGACACCAAACUGCGUUGCGAUAUCGUCGAUCUGUACUAUGCUCUGUACGGAAGCAAGCGUCCGAAUUGUUUACAGGCCGGUGAGAACCAGAGUUUCUACAAGGACUUCAUGAAAGAUAAUAGUGGCAGUACUGGCAGUGUUACCGGCAGUUUUAAGAAGACCAGCGAUUCUAAGCCACCGCCGCAAACAAUGUUGGACGUCUUAGACAAUGAUCCGCAGGAGCGACAUAAGCCUGCUUUGGUCACAAUAAAAAGAACAGCCACGGAAGCCUUUGAGGUGGGAGAUGAGAUUAUCAAACUGGAACGAAGCGAGGAGAUCACCGUGCUGGAUGAGCCAGUCAACGUUCAGGCUUAUGACAGUGAGACCAAAGUGAAUAUCCUGCCGAGAGAUGACGAUGCACCCGAAUCGCAUCAGGCUGUUAAGCGCCUUAAAACCGAAAUCUAUGCCGAGGAUGAUAACUCUUCUGUAAUGCUUGACGUGGGCGACUCCACCAAAUAUGAGAGCAGCUACGAGGAGGGAAAGCUUAAGUCUGGUGAUGGCCUGAUGAAGAAGAAAAAGAAAAAGGAAAAGAAGAAACACAAACAUAAACACAAGCAUAAGCACAACAAGGACAAGGACAAAGAUAAGGAUAAGGACCGUGAACGCAAGGAUAAGGACAAGCGAGAUCCGCAGAUAUCUCGUUUGCAGGCCCGAGAGACUGCCACUCCAGACACGCUUAGCUCAGCGGACAGUAGCAACAGUAACAGCCUUCCGCCCAUGAACCUUAACUAAGUGAGGGUUCUAAUGGGCGGAAAAAACCGUUAUCUUUUUGUGAAGGGGAAAGGUGGCAAAAUAAACGGAAAAUAAGUUUUAGCCAA